Molecule: messenger RNA, 2740 nt
Organism: Amphibalanus amphitrite
Lineage: Eukaryota; Metazoa; Arthropoda; Thecostraca; Balanomorpha; Balanidae
Product: cyclin-Y-like protein 1
Exons: 7
Coding region: 632-1732 (366 amino acids)
Biological process (GO): regulation of canonical Wnt signaling pathway; regulation of cyclin-dependent protein serine/threonine kinase activity
Cellular component (GO): plasma membrane
Molecular function (GO): cyclin-dependent protein serine/threonine kinase activator activity; protein kinase binding
Source: RefSeq, a predicted model, not a curated record
AAACCUUGUUAAUACUCAUAUGAGUUUGGAACUCUAGCCUACUGAUGCCAUAAAAUCUUAAAAUAAUCGAAAUUUUUAUGAGGUUUGAGGCAUCUUUCGGCACAGAUUCUAUUGAAUAUGGCAUUUGCCUGUCCUUUUUAACCUUAUGUUUGUGAUGAAUGAAAGUAAUUCAUUGAAACAGUGACUAUGAUCCGUCCGAGCUCCGUUAUGCUUACGUCAUAAAUAUUUUGCAUUUUCUGAACUCUUAUUAUUGAGUUUUAUUUUAGGUUCAAAACGCUGUAAUAUCUAUAUUUAUUCGAAACAGCAUUCCCAAUGUUCUUGCCUAGCUGUGUUUCAUCCGUUUUUUUAUUUAUUCGCUUCAAUCCGCUUCAAGGCCGUAUAGAGAAACCAGCUCUAGAAGUCUUCUACAUUUAUGGCGCUUCAAGACUCAAAUCUUAUACAAAUGCUUGUGUGUGAAAAGCCGACGGGUGUGGGCGUUUUUGAUAUUUCUCAUUAAUCAAAUAGGCGGUGUCCAUUGAUCUUGCAUUGAUCAUAAAUUUGCGCGUUUAGCUGCCAUAAUAAUGUGGAAUAUUUGAUACUUCUAUAUACAUAUUCAUCUUUGCUUGUGACGUGACGGGCCAGUCGCCAGGCCAUGGGCAACCGUCAGUCGCUGUGCUGCGAGGGCGGCUCGCCGCCGGCCGGCCGCCGCUCACUGCGCGAGGACCGCUACAUGACGGCCGGCGGCUCGACCCCGGCCGGCGGCGUGAGUAGCACCGUGUCCGGCACACCGGCCGGCGCUGCUGAGACCGACGGACGAGAGCCGGCGCGACAGCGCGACGAGUCGGCCGCCAACCUGCAGCACAUCAGCGAGCGAGAGCCCGACGACCUAAACGACGACCCGUCACUGCACCCGUCCGUCGGGCCGCUGUUUGUUGAGCGCAGCAAGUCCAGCAUCGAGAAUGGGAUGAUCAGACGUAGAAGCAGAAGCAGAAACACGCUGGUCGAGGACCGGCCUAUCAUCAAGAGCAGCAGCUGCAGCACGAUCUACAUCGACGACAGCACCGUGUCGCAGCCCAACCUGAAGAACACCAUCAAAUGUGUGGCGCUGGCCACCUACUAUCACAUCCGGAACCGGACCGCCGACCGGACGCUGCCCAUCUUCGACGAGAAGCUGCACCCGCUCACGAAAGACGGUGUGGCCGAUGACUACGACCGGCACAACCCGGAGCACCGGCAAAUCUACAAGUUCAUCCGCACCCUGUUCACGGCCUCUCAGCUGACGGCCGAGUGUGCCAUCGUCACACUGGUCUACCUGGAAAGGCUACUGACGUAUGGUGAGAUGGACAUCACGCCCGGCACAUGGCGCCGGAUCGUGCUGGGUGCCAUCCUCCUCGCCUCCAAGGUGUGGGACGACCAGGCUGUCUGGAACGUCGAUUACUGCCAGAUCCUCAAAGAUAUCGCCGUCGAGGACAUGAACGAGUUGGAGCGCAAGUUCCUGGAGGUAAUCCAGUUCAACAUCAACGUGCCGUCGAGCGUGUACGCCAAGUACUACUUCCAUCUGCGCACACUGGCCGAGGCCAACGACCUCUGUUUCCCCACGGAGCCGCUCAGUCGAGAGCGCGCCCAGAAACUGGAGGCCAUGUCGCGCGUCUGCGAGGAUAAACUGGCCGCCGACCUGCUCCGCUCGGGCAAAAAGUGGUCGAGCAUGGACAAUGUGAAUCAGCACCGGCGCAGCGUGGCGAUACUGUCUUAGCGCGGCGCGCCCGGCGGCGUGGCGGCCGCCCCCAGCUGUGAUAGUAGGCCCCGGACGGCGGCCGGCGCGUGGCGCUCCCCCCGGCGCGCCGUCAGAGGUCCGCCCCGAGCGGCCGACCGAGUCUGUCCGUCUGCCGGCCGGUCUGUCCGCGUUUGUGUGCGUGUGUGCGCGGGUGUGUGUGAGCACCGAGUGAUGGGGCCGGGCCGCCGUAGAUUUUAUGGGCGCCUCGCGCUCGACCGGGCGCUAGUCAGCCGGUCUAUGGCGCGUGCGUCCGAGGACAGUCCGCCGAGGCAGCGGCGCGUGCGGCGACUUGUUGCGAGCUUUGUUUACACAUGUGCUAGGUUGAUGUAUGGUGCCAAACUGUGUGCUGAUUUCUCUGUAUUUUGAUGAUCUCUUGUCCGUGUGUGCGCGUGCCGGCCCGGCUCGCUCCUGCCGCCGGCGACUGUGCUGUGGUGGCCGGGCGGCGGCCGCGCCCCUCUAACGUUCCAGAGACAACAUUCGCAGUGAGACAGGGUCGCUCUACGGGGGAGGGAGGGGCGAGUCGAACGGGGCGAGUUUCUACUUCUGAUCUAGCGGUGCUGACCCAUGUGGGUUGUGGUGAACUAAUAUGCUGACAUCUCGCCUGUGUCCUGUGUGUGCCGGACUUGUCGCUGGAUCGGCUGCCCGCCGGGCUCUGCAGGUUAACUGAACUGUGCACUUGAACUGUACACCAGCUAGCAGCUCAGUGGUAUCUCCUAACACGUGCCCCAGCUAUCAGGUGUGUUCUGUGCCGGGCGGGCAGAGUGUUUUACACACGGUGACCCGGUCAGCCGCGGCACAGCGGGGCAGUGGCGGCCGUCCGUCCUUGCUGCUGAGCUGCCCCCUGUCGGUGACGGCCUCACAAGACCAGGCUCCGGUCCAUGCGACUCGCUGAACUAGUCCGUGGCAGGGAACUCCCGGAAACUGUAUUGUUCUGUUUCUUUAAUAGCUUACGCCGAGUAUAAUGAAUAUGACACUGGUAUGGAAGGA